AUGGUCUUCUUCCGUGCCAUCACAACACCGCUCUUCUCUUCGGCCUGGGCUCCCUCUAGUGAUGGUACCUAUGCUGGCACCUGCAUCUUCCUGAUCGCCUUCGCUGUCAUCCACCAGAUACUCAACGCCGUCAAGCGCACAAUUUUUAGUACUACCGAUGCAGUUGUGCUGCCGAGGGAUUCGUAUAACCCCAACAUGUCAGUGACAGAACGCCUGCGAGAACAAUUAGCCAACCAUCCUUUCCGCAUGGCCACCGAGACGAGCCGCGCCCUGUUCCAAGUCUUGACCAGUGGAAUUGGUUAUCUGCUUAUGAUCGCCGUCAUGACAAUGAACGUCGGGUACUUUCUUUCAGUCCUGGGAGGCAUUUUUCUGGGGACUUUGAUUGCUGGUCGCUUCGGAUCUGAUGGUGCUUCUGGACACUGA
This is a messenger RNA of Fusarium vanettenii 77-13-4, 423 nucleotides long. RefSeq lists its product as uncharacterized. Gene Ontology annotation, cellular component: plasma membrane. NCBI's taxonomy places the organism in Eukaryota, Fungi, Ascomycota, Sordariomycetes, Hypocreales, Nectriaceae. Gene Ontology annotation, molecular function: copper ion transmembrane transporter activity. The record is from RefSeq and is a predicted model, not a curated record. Gene Ontology annotation, biological process: copper ion transmembrane transport; intracellular copper ion homeostasis. Bases 1 to 423 code for a protein of 140 amino acids. The transcript has 2 exons.